This is a messenger RNA of Spirometra erinaceieuropaei, 7472 nucleotides long. Lineage: Eukaryota; Metazoa; Platyhelminthes; Cestoda; Diphyllobothriidea; Diphyllobothriidae. The record is from the annotation of a GenBank genome assembly.
AUGGACGGAGCUUUCGAUGUUGCCAACCUGAAAGUCAACGAUUUGCGGGAUGAGUUGAAACGACGCAGUCUAAAUCCCAUUGGAACGAAAGCAAUUUUGACACAGCGUCUUCAGCAGGCCCUGAGCGCCGAGGGUCUUACGUUGCAGGAUUUCGCGAAGUCCCUGACCGAGCGUGACACUAGUGCAGCUGCACCACCCGCACCGACUUCUCCUGCGAAGCCUGCCCCCGAACCCGAGUCUCAAGUUCUGCCUAGUGGAGAUACAAAUGUAGAAGUCAAACCAGAAGCAGAGGAGCCCGCAGCCAACACCAAUGUCGAUUCCCAAGAAGAACCGAAGGUUCGCACCCUUUAUCGGUUUACUAUUGAUGAUUUAGUCUAUGGGGGAGCAGAAAGAAGAACCUGAGCCGGUUGCCGUCAAGCGUUCCAGGUCUCGGUCUCCGAGACGGUCACCUUCACGCGAACGUGAAAGGGAAAAGGAAAAGAAUCGGUCUCCUCCAAGACCCUCCAGACAUCACAGUUUUUCAGUCGACGAUGAAGCAGAUGGCUGGGAACUGAAGGAGGACGUCUUUCUGGACGGCUACAACUGUGACCUCAGUCUGCUGGUUGAUAAGUCCGGCUAUUCUGCCAAGCCGAUGACUACGGGUGGUUUUUCACUGAUGUGGGCGGGCGUACGUGCGAAUUAUGGCAUCCGAAGGGGGAAAGUGUUUUUUGAAGUACGCCUGCUCAAACAAAUUCCAGUCGAAAAUUUGGACUCCUUCUCAGGGGGUGCAAGUCAUGUAUUGCGGGUCGGGUGGUCUACUGAGGCGGCGGGCUUUGCUCUUGGAGAAGACCCGCUUUCCUUUGGUUACGGUGGAACUGGCAAAAAGUCGUGUGAUAACAAAUUCGUCGAUUAUGGCUGCAAAUUUGGCGAGGGCGACACUGUUGGGAGCUUUCUCGUAAGUUGAUUUUCCCUGAAGGUUCAUAUACCUAGGAAUUAACUGAUUCCGAGGCAGUCAUAAGCUUUGCAGUGAACGGAGUUAACCAAGGCGAAUGCUUCCGGGUGUCACUUUCUUCCCUCGGUAGUGAUCCGGCACUUUUCCCCCAUAUUUACGUAAAAAAUGUCGAAUUUUCCGUGAAUUUCGGUCAGAACGACACUCCGGCUUGGUUUGCACCAUCCUUCGAAGGUAAGCCCGAAUUUCUUCUCAAUUUACUGUUAGACCCGGCUUCAUGGAAAAUUAUGAACGAAACCGCUAUCGCGGACCGUGUCCAUGGGCGUAUGCCUCCGGCCUCGAAAUCAGAGUGUGAGGUAACAAUGAUGAUCGGACUUCCCGGCUGUGGCAAGACGUACUAUGCCGAAAACCUGUGCAAAGAACACAAGGAAAAGCAGUUUAAUAUGUUGGGCACGAAUCUUAUCCUGGACAAGAUGAAGGUUAGAUGUUGCAUGCUUACUACAUUCACACUAACCUUUGAACAUGCCUCAGGACUCUCCUGUCUGUUAAUCCGCAUAAUUGUUAGCCUAAGCGCCUCGCCGUCCGUAAAACACUUGUCCAGGUUUAAGUGGGUAGUCUAUAAAAGCGUUGCCUUACUGGCUUACCGUGUCAGCAUGCUUAAUCGACACGUCUCGAGACCACUGAUAUUAUCCUCAAUAAUAAGUUUCGCUUACGGCGAGGAUUAAAGUUAAAUGGCGCGGUUGUUAGUGAUUUGUCCGAUGUCUAUUUCGUGCGUUGUCCAGCCAUCCUGGUUGUACUUUUCAAUAAACGUUUUCCUUCUAUCUGCCUGCGGACCGUCGCAUAGUUGCUUCCUGGUUUUAGUGCGCCUUUCUUCUGAAUGUCCCGUCACCCGUCGUUUUCGUGUGUUUUGUGCCAGUAAAAUAAACGUGCCUCAUUUUUUUCGUAGGUCACCGGUCUCAACAGGAAACGGAACUACGCUGGGCGUUGGGAUGUCCUGAUCGAGAAGGCGACUCAGUGUUUAAAUAUUUUAAUAUCGCUUGCGUGCAAGCGUCGCAGAAACUACAUCCUUGACCAGGUACGUUCUUACCGUGUAGUCUGCCGCCUAAUGUACACCAUGAACUGCGUCAAUGAAUAUGCAUAUGAUGUUUUCCCUCCAUAACCUAUUGUGUAUUUACUCGAGUGGAUUCUCCAGCGUGCUAAAUUUCCCCCUUUACUAAGGGACUGAAAUGGCCGCUUAGGUUUGUAACAAGCCUGGGCAUAUUUUUGUUAGUGUCAUUCUGUUGCUCAAGUUGUCAGUGGGUGUCUACAACAAACUUUUGAAUAAAGUACUCAAGAACCCGGCGACAAAUUUACUGUUCCCCAUUUGAGGUAGCUUCAUGUUCAUUUUGGAAUGUUUAUUCUUUGCCCCACUACUCACUGGUUCAUUGUGCCUUGUGGCUUACAGAUAAUUGAUCAUUCACAAAUCGAUUUCGAUUGUUUUUUCCAUAUUUGGAUCGGUUACUCGGAACCCGCCCACCUGAUUCUCGGCUACACAGACAAAUGUCUAUCCGUCUGCACAGCGUCGUAAAAUGCGCCCUUUUGAGGGUUUUCAACGGAAGGCGAUUGUUAUCGUUCCCACAGACGAAGAAUUCAGACGGCGGAUUGCCCAGCGCGAAAAAGAAGAGGGCAAAGAAGUGCCUGAGAAUGCGGUACUCGAAAUGAAAGGUAGUUAACUUUGUGCGAUGGGGCGAUAACAUUGGCGUGCAACUCGCUACCGAAACUGGCCUUAAUUCACUAUCUGAUACGUUGACAUUUUACUUCAGUUGUCUCAACUGUAGCAGGUAAGUUUAGCUUCAGUAACAUUGUCUACCUGAGAAUAAAUGAAGUACAAAGGACAGGUCGUGUCCUCUUAUCCGCCCCUUUGGGGUUGGUGUUUACAUAUAGCCGAGAGUUGCUGCCACGCACCUAUCUGCUGCACACUUCGAUAAGUCUUUCAGGCAUCCAACAGCAUUUAAACCACUUUUUCAUUUAUGAAUUCCGAUGUCUACUAUGCCGUAUAGGAUGCAGACGGAAAUACCUCUUGAAUAUCCCCAAAGGGUUUGUCGAUCGAGCUCAGUUAGAGCUUUUGUUGGAAACCAAAACAGCGAUGACAGUGACCACAACAUGCGCUUUAAAAUACCACCACUGUCCAGGGAAAUUUAUCCCAUGUCUUAAUUAAGACUGUUGGAAGUACAACCCUAAUCUACUCAACUUUCUUUUAGCCAACUUCGAGAUACCAAAGCCUUCGAGCGAAGAUCCGUCGAGCCCUUUUGAUGAUGUGAUUUUCACCGAAUUGCAACGAGGAGAAGCUGAAGAGCUUGUGAAGAAGUACAAUGCUGAGGGACGCUCCAGUCGACCUCCACCAGAAAAGCGGCAGCGAAUGGACCAUUCUCGUGAUCACGGUCGAGAAAGUCGUUUCAGCGACCGCGACAGGAGCGACCGUUCGCGACCUGACAGCUACAGUCGCUCGCCAAAUUAUCGCGAUAAUCGUGAUCGCCGAGACAUGAGGUGCUUACGACUUCAAAUUUAUGACCGAAUAUAUUCAUUGCGAACGUCUACUAAACACCCGUUUUCCCUUUCAGAGGUGGCUACGAUAACUAUCGAGACCGCAGCGACGACCGAAGUAGGUUUAGUCGUGGUCCACCUGGCAGAGAUCGUGGCGACAGUUAUGGCCGAGGUGGGAGAUUCGGGUCAAACGGUCCUGACGCUCGCUUCGGUCGCGGUCCUUACGGGGGUGGAGACCGCCAGAUGGGGCCACCACCAUACGGCGCGUAUCCUGGUGGCCCAGGCCCUCGCGGAAGAGGUGGACCCGGACCCCGUGGCGCGUACGGUCCGCCUCCCGGGGGAAUGGACUAUCGCGGUGGACGUGGCGCCGGCGUGAGUCCAAUGAAUGGUCCGGGGGGCUUCCGUGGCGGCCCACCGCCAGGUCGUCUGGAUGCUCAAAAGCCAGAGAACUUUGGCGGUUUUGAUCAACCUCAAUCAGGCUAUGGUGCCUCUGCUGAUAAGUUCUCAGCGGAAUCUUCCGGCCGUCAGCCCUCCCCGAAGCCUUACCAAUUUAGUAGGGGUGGGACUGCUGGUCGUGGCAUGCCCACUAGAGGCGGCUCAACAGCUCCCUCGCAGGGCCCUACUUCCGGUGGCUUUAGCCGAGGUGAUGACUCCGAAGUUAAGUGGGCAACUGGGUCUACCCGUGGUGGCAUGGACCGAGGUCGCGGCAUCCCUGGUGGACGCUCAAAUUACCGUGGAAGUAUGCCUCCAGCGUCGUCUUACGGUGACUCUUACGGAAAUUAUGGAAGACCCGACAAUUACACUGCAGGCUAUGCUGCGUAUGGCGAUGACGAGUCUACAAACUUCAGCCAAGCCCCAAGUGGAGCACCUCAAACUGGCGGUAGUCGUCAAAGUGGCUCGAGAUUCGGUACUGCUCCAUCUAAAGGAGGCCAAGAGUCCUACUCAAGCUACGAGGCGUACGGAACAAAACCCGAAGGUCUGUCUGAUUCUGAGUUUUGUCGAUUUAGACAUCAAACAUUACCCAUUAAAAUUAACUUAGUGUCUCUCACCAGGGUAUGAAUUGGAAACAAUAAGUCAGCGUUUAUUACUGUCCAAGUUCGCCAUCCAUGAAAAUGGAUUCAACCAGGAGAUGCCUCUCAUUUAGUGUAACGGCAGCAUGUAAUCGGUCAGAACAGACUUCCCCAGGCUUUUGUAUUGAUCUUUUUGACCAUCUAAUAGUGGGCGGUCACAUUGCCUGUAUAAGUAACUGACCUUCAGCUAAUCCGAUUUUCAUUUAACUCGAUUGUGAAAGAAUGGGCGGUCUCGGUGAGCUUCGGACCCACGGCAGCAAGGGCAAUCGCGUCAAACGAGUUAUUAAAAUCUUCCAGAAGCACCGACCGGUCUAAUUUUCCUUUUUUAUCGAUCCCUAUCUACAGACCAGAAAAAGACUAUCUUUAAUCAACACUAACGUGCCUGUUGUUAAUAUGUAGAACGCGGUCGUUACUUUGUGGGUUUGAUCUCUGCUGUCUUAGAGACAAACGGCCUAGUCAGUGCGUUCAGUGGGCGUAGGCAUUUAAUUUCUUAACGACAAACAAAGCCAAUUUCCACAUGCUCAAACACUUUAGGCACCAAUGUUUUUAAGGUACAUAUCACCACAUUAUUUGCGUUGCAUUGACUGUCAUGUGUUAGGCGCCAGCCUAGUGUUCUGAGACUGCUAAUGAAAUGUUUUGACAGGUGAAUUACUUCAUAUGUAAAGCUUAGACAUUCUGUUGUAAGAUACAUUCGAUUAGAAAAGUCUGGUAGUUGACUGUCCUUCCCUUUGGAGCUCACCGGUUUUCCACCGGCCGUCAGUGGGAUACCAACUUUCCGAGGGGUCCAUGUAACCCUAAGGUAGCUCCACGAAUGGUGAGUUAAGAUGAAGUUCGCGAGUUAAACGUGCUGAGUUACGACUGGAAGCACGUACAGACGGUUUUCACUUGCCACUAUACAGUGUCUUGCUUUAUUUGGGCUGCGCGGAAGUGCCCUCUCGCUUUGACCACACAGUGGAACGCCGCAAGUAGUGCGAUAAUUUUGCCAGGUGGUUUAGCCCGGUUUAUAUCUGAGUGUGGUGAGAAUAAGAUGGUAAUGGUAACAAGUAAGCCAAACGGUCCUUAACCAAGGUGAUUACGUCUAGGUCGUUUACAAAAUUAACAUUUUACACAUUCAGGAGGGGGUUUGGAAUCAGAACCGAAAGUGCGCGCUGCCCGUGUCUAUUUAAAACUGUAGACUUCUUGCGGCUGCUAUUGCCUUGUUCAAGAUUGCCGAAAUUUUUCAGUGUUUGUGUGUGAACGUUGUCUGCCACAAAUAGUCCGUGGUUAAAAUUUCGUCCCCUAUCUGUCAUUAGUAGUGCGAAUUUAGGCUUGCAUUCUCGUUCCGCAUCUUAUGCUGAAAUAGGCCAGCAAGACUUUCGCUGUUACUCAUCAGACUCGAAACAAACGGUCCUUCCGCGUGACGUUCCUAAAACGGAGCUCAUACUUGGAGACUUAGAAGGUUGGGCAGCCUGGUAUACAAACGACUAGUGCUCUUCGGUUUUUCGGCUGUUUCCUCCCUAGUACAUUUCGCCUACUCAAUAAUAGCUGGUAACUCGUCGUUCACUAUAGGUGACCAGGACACUGGAUUUCGCAGUAGUCUUGGAGGCCGUGGUGGUGGCCGUGGGUCCUUCUCGCAGCAGCCUGGUCGCCCUGGUCCAAAGCCACAAACUGACUCCACAUUCCGCGGCGCAAACCCGCCUCCCCCUGGGGAUGCGCCGAGUUAUGGCUAUGGCGACUAUUACGCGUCGGAUCCCUACGGAGGAACCCAGCCGCAAUCAGGCAACCGCUCCUACAACGCUCAGUCAAGUGCAGUCGCCAAACCUGGCCCCCCACCAGCAGCCGGAACCCAACAGCUUCGUCAGCAAACUGGCUCAUUUGGAGGUGGUGCUUCCGGACUUCCUCGAGGUGGCCGACCCUCACGUUUCAGCUCACAGACAGAUGACGCAGUGAUUAGUGGAACCAACCCCACCGCCCCAUACCCACCGACUGGUGGAGGCAGUCAGGGCGGCUAUCCAUACUACGGCGGCAUGAACGCCUCAUCAGGCUCCUCGACAACUGGUGGCGCACGUAAGGACGUGAGUAGCGUGGGUGCACCAACACGCGAACGCACGCGGUUCGACCAGGGCCCACCCUCAUCGGCCUCAUCCGCACCGACGGGAUCUAAUCGACAAGACCAGCCAUCAUCUGGUCAGUCACAACAGGUAUGCACCCCCCAAAUGAUGCCGUUUAACACAUUUCUGAAGUCGCUCUGCGACUGCUUUAUGUUGUCCACAUCCUUGCUCUGAAUUACUGUGCUAAUCUUUUCUUGCAUUUAGUCUUACAAUUACGGCUACGGUCAACAGAGCCAAAAACCAGACUACUCUGGCUACGGCGGUUCCUACGGGUCCUACGGAAAUACCAGCAGCGCCUAUGGGUCAUACACAGGCUAUACGAGCGGAUCUCAGCAGCCAUCCAGCGCAAGUGGCCCUGUAACAACCACGGCACCGUCUCUGUAUGCAUCGGCUGUGGGGGGGUCGGCAAAACAGUCGACACCGAGCGAUUCUAGCCAGGCAAAUGCCUCCUCAGCCUAUAGUUCAUACUACGGUUCAUAUGGCGCAACCGGAGCUGCAUCCGGUAUCGGGGCUCCAGGAGCAAGUGCAGCAGCGACGGCCGGUGGUCAGGCGACAGCCCCUGGAAACGCCGCGGCGGCGGCCGCGGGUUACGAUGCAAGUUUCUACGCUGCACAGCAGUUCAAUGCGUGGCAGUACAAUCAGGCCCCAUCCACUGCCGGAGCAUCAACUGGAGCUGCCCCGUCUGCCUCUGCCGCUGUAGGGGCGGGUUCCUCGUCGACCGCGGUGCCUCCGGCGACAAAUCCACAGUCUUACCAAGCUUAUAACUAUCCCUACUCCAAUUACGGUUACGGGGGGUCCGGCGCUUCUGGACAACCCGGUCCUACCCAGUCAGCCAGUCAAUACUAUUCUGGCUACCAGUAA